CUGCGCUGUGUAAGUGUUCGUAGAAUUUCGGACUUGUAUUCCUUCUCAAAUACAUAGGCACCGAUUCCUUCGGAUCUCUGUGUCUUUCUUUCCAUUGUUGGUUUGCUAUUAAUAGAUACGAAUUUAAUCGCUCGAUAAACUUUCCAUUGAAACUUGCAUUGUACGCGUCAAUGUGCCCUCAAGAUACAUGCAUUUCACCCCAUCACCUCCGACUAAAUUGGGAGCAAACCAAAUCCGGCAACUCUCACCAAACACUUUCGAUUUCUGUGGAUAUUCGUUCUGUGUAUGUGAUCGAUUUAGGUCAGAAAACGAUACUCAGGACCAGCAUUUUGAAGCCGUCUUUACUGCUAUGCGAAGUCGUUGCUUUUGAAGAUGAAGCUGGAGGUGGAGGACCUAGGGCACGACCGACGAGACGAGUUCCAAACAGAUGAUGAAGAAAACCAGGCUGAAAGGGUUUGCGAUAGCCAGAGUGAUACUGAUACUGAUUCUGACGUUUCUGAGACAUCGAGGGUUCGCACAUCGACAUGGCCUCAAAGCUACAAGGAAUCAUUGGACAGAUUAACUAGUGUGACUCCUCCCUCCUUUAGUUUCCUAAGAGGGACUAAUUCAACAGGAAUAAGCACCUCCUUCACUUCACCAAUCAAGAGACGUCAAAGUGAUGAACUUGAUUCUCCCCUUGGUAAACCCCUCAUUUCUGGAACAGCGAUAGAUAGAGAAGAGGAGCCUUACUCAACACUCCCGACAAAUUUAUCAAUAUCUACCCACACAAAGUCAUCUAUCAGUGAUCUGCCACCAUUAUCAGAGCAGUGUUCAUUUUCUCAGGCACUACUUAAUGGAAUCAACGUUCUAUGUGGCAUAGGCCUUCUUACAACUCCUUAUGCAGUCAAAGAAGGAGGGUGGUUGAGCCUCUUACUACUCUUACUCUUUGCUAUCAUUUGUUGCAAUACUGGAAUUUUGUUACAGCGAUGUUUACAAAGCUCUCCUGGACUACGUACUUAUCCAGACAUUGGGCAGGCUGCUUUUGGGGCAUCUGGUGGCCUAGCAAUAUCUAUUAUGUUGUACGUCGAGUUAUAUGCUUCUUGUGUGGAGUUUGUAAUUAUGAUGGCUGAUAACUUGUCAACACUCUUCCCGGACACCAGCUUGACUUUAGCUGGGAUACAUCUUGAUUCUCUUCAAAUCUUUGCCAUCACAGCAACUCUUCUUGUUCUACCAACUGCUUGGCUUCGAGACCUUAGUAUUCUAUCGUACCUUUCAGUUGGAGGAGUAGCUACAUCAAUCCUUGUGGUUUUAUGCUUGUUAUGGGUGGGGGUGGUGGAUAAAGUCGGGUUUCAUCCCAGUGGAACAGCUUUAGAUGUUGUAAACCUUCCUGUCUCACUUGGCAUAUAUGGUUUUGGCUUCUCUGGCCAUUCCGUUUUUCCAAAUAUUUACACUUCCAUGAAAGAACCAUCACAAUUUCCAUCAGUGAUUAUAUCCAGCUUUGCUUUUUGUUUCUUCAUGUACUCUGGAGUGGCAAUUUUCGGAUUUCUGAUGUUUGGUGACUCAAUCAAAUCUCAGUAUACAUUAAACCUGCCGACACAAUUUGUAGCCUCUAAAAUUGCAGUCUGGACAGCAGUUGUGAACCCUAUGACAAAGUAUGCUUUGACAAUAACGCCAAUUGCAUUGAGCUUAGAGGAACUCAUGCCUUCACACCGCCUUAGAUCUUGUGGUGUACGGAUAAUUAUUAGAACAAUUUUAGUAAUUUCUACUCUCAUUGUUGGACUCACAGUUCCCUUUUUUGGAAUUGUGAUGGCGCUAAUCGGAUCUUUACUUGCAAUGAUAGUUGCUGUUAUCUUUCCCUGUGUAUGUUAUCUCAAACUACUGAAAGGAAAGUUAACCAAGUUUCAGAUUGUUACUUGCUAUAGCACUAUCCUUUUGGGGUUUGUGAGUGGUUGCCUUGGCACAUAUUCAGCAGUCAAAAAGCUAGCAGAUAAAUUCAUCUGAUACAAAAGGUCAAGUUCAUGGCAGAAACGUUGAUUGGGAUUCAAGAAUCAGAAAGGAAAAUGACUGAGAAAUUGUUGAAAGUUCUGAGGCUGGUAAGAAUAUUUUAUAGUUCUGUUGUCGUACUAUGAAUAUUCCCCCAUUUUCGUGUCAAAUCUGUGAGGAGAAUAGGAAGAAGGAAACAUGGAAAUUAGAACGAAGAUUAUUUUACAGUGGCAAGGUUACUUCAUUGCAACAUGAGAUUGCAUGAAAUUCGCAUUUUGAUAAGAAUACAGUUUUUCUUUCUCACGUUAUUAAUAUUCACACAACCCUUUAAAUGCUGUGAAAGUAUAUGCUAUUGUUAUUUGUAAUACCUGA
Messenger RNA from Tripterygium wilfordii, 2334 nucleotides. Its product is annotated as amino acid transporter AVT1D-like. The coding region runs from base 373 to 1980 and encodes 535 amino acids. The transcript is spliced from 11 exons. NCBI's taxonomy places the organism in Eukaryota, Viridiplantae, Streptophyta, Magnoliopsida, Celastrales, Celastraceae. Gene Ontology annotation, cellular component: plasma membrane. The record is from RefSeq and is a predicted model, not a curated record.